This is a messenger RNA of Symbiodinium sp. CCMP2456, 1425 nucleotides long. Lineage: Eukaryota; Dinophyceae; Suessiales; Symbiodiniaceae. The record is from the annotation of a GenBank genome assembly.
AUGGCAUUUGAUGGUAUCCCAGACCAUCCGCAACUUCGUGUGCUACUGCGUAUGGAGAACACCGAGAAGAGUCUGAGGUUUGGCUUUACUUCCAGAGGGGUCAGGAGUGAGGGUGUUGUCAGCAGUGGCUUCAUAGGCACUUUACAGGAGAAGGUUUGGGACAGGCGCUUUAAUGGGGAUGUUGCCACGAAGUGUUCAAACCUCUGUUUCAUGAAGCUUUCGGCUCCCAUUCGGGACGCCAGCUCUUCGACCAUGGUGAGUGUGGCCAUCGGGGCAGGGCUGGGUGCCCUCGCUGGCGGCAUCGCUGCGAGGGCCGCUGAUUCCGGGACACUCGAUCAGCCCAAAGUGGCAUCGGGAGAGGUUCAUGAGGACCGGCUGCACAACCUUAUGCUCCAACUGGGCCACAGCCGCCUGCACGUAUUCCAGCUGGAAAACCGAGUGCUGGCCGAGAGCUACCGGAAGGUGGCCGCGGGCCUUGUUUCAAACUCUGCCCCCGGUCAUCAUGGCAGCCUAGUGGAGCCACCUGCGACGACGUCCGGCAACAUACAACGUGGCACUUCUGUGCCUGCCGAUUCCUCCAGAGCACCUGAUCGGCUGCACGGUGUUUUGCUCCUGCUGCUCCAGCUGGAGCGGGGCCGCCGGCAUGUCUCCCAGCUUGAAAACCAGGUGCUGGCAGAGAGUCAUCGAACAAUCUCGGAGCUGCGAGCACGGAUCAAGUCGGUUGAAGGCGGGCUGUUGCAGAGCCGUGGAGCGCUCACGGCUUCUCUUUGCACACAGGGAGAGGAGCCCGUGCCCACCAAGCCUGCAGGCCCGGACGACCCGGAAGUGCAACUGCCUAUCCGGCCUAUCCAAAGCAGGAAGAAGAGAGGCAAUCACGAAGCGAACACCCAAAAUCGGAUGCCUGAAAGCUUGGAUUCAACGGACACUGCUUCUAUGGGAUGGACCCAGCUGAAGCAGGAUAAGCAGUUGGCAGAGCGGAUUCAGCAGGCCGUAACUGCCUACCUACUCAGUCCAGAACAGCCCAUUACGGAAGAUUUCCUUGACAGCGACGGUCAGGAGGAGACGGACGAGGAGGACGGGCAGAGAGAUCCUCUCAACCUGCCAUUUGUAUCAAAAGAUGCAGAAUACGCUGUGAUGCCUGAUCCAGAAGAUCCCGUUGUUCCUCUUGAAGCAACAUCUGAUGAGCCGGGGAAACGCAAGUAUAAGAAUCGCACACGCCAGAUCAUGAUUGGCAAGGCAAGGCCUGAAUACCUGCGUUAUCGUGAGCAGGUGCCGUUUGAAUGCCGUGGGCCAAUGCACCCGCGAACCCCGAGCGCAAUGGACAAAUGCUCCAAGCGCGACUUCGAUCACAAACUGUCCCAUUGGCGCCGUCAACUCCACUACUGGCUUGAUGAUGCUGCAGCCUUUAGAUUAGGGGCCACAUGA